Alosa alosa (allis shad) is the source of this 6200-nucleotide messenger RNA. RefSeq names its product nemo-like kinase, type 2 (gene nlk2). Bases 1204 to 2802 code for a protein of 532 amino acids. The record is from RefSeq and is a predicted model, not a curated record. The transcript has 11 exons. Gene Ontology annotation, biological process: protein phosphorylation; intracellular signal transduction. Lineage: Eukaryota; Metazoa; Chordata; Actinopteri; Clupeiformes; Clupeidae. Gene Ontology annotation, cellular component: nucleus; cytoplasm. Gene Ontology annotation, molecular function: MAP kinase activity; ATP binding.
AACCUUCGGUUGCGCGUGUGCUUCCCCAGGUCCUGGCAGCGCCAUCCGGCUGGAGGGAGAGGAUUCUGGCCGCUUGUUUUGUCACUGCAAAGGAACACUGGAUGUUUUUAUUUUUAUUUUAAUUUCUAUUUUUCUGGAUGUACAUGGGCGUGCUGCCAACAGGGACAAAGCAGCAAAGUGGCAAUCCACAACGUCGCUAUCGAUGGAAAAAAUAAGUUGACUGCCCGUGGAAGAAUUUUGUUUUCCUCGUUCCAGGGGAGAGGAGAGCUCAUUUUUAUCAAAAUGAAUCGGAUUUCAAGAAUCAAGGGAGUGCGGGAGUAGUGACAUUCAGAGGAAGACAGCGACCCACAUUUUGUGAACACUGCACGAACGUCAAUAUCCUAAACGCCAUAUCGAUGGUCACAUUUCCGCGCGACGGUGCUUGAAAAAUUGUUACACGGUGGUGUUACAUAGGUAAAGAUUUGUUCGAUGAGAGGCAUUUUGCCUGCGUGUAAAGCCAAAAUACAAGUAAGCUAGCAAGUGACAAGCUAGCGAGCGUGGCCUGAUUUGAGACCCAGCUAACUUCUGCAAACUGAAUGCAGCACUGGCAGUGGGAACAGCGUCGGUGCUGGAUCAGACAAUAUGGCAAACAUGAGGAAAUUGAAAAGAUGAACGUGUGGUGUCCUAUGUAAAUGCACAUCGAUUUCCCUUUUCUUUUCAAAAAGGGGGAAAUCAGACGAAUUUGGGGUGAGGAGAGUUGCUCAUCACUUCCAACAUGCGGGAGAUUUAAGGCCGUGCAACAUUUAUUUAUUGUGGGGGGAGCGGGAUUUAUUUUUGUGGCAUCAACAUUUUAGCUUGUUCAGUUUAUUUUGCGAAACAAGCAGAUUCUUGUACAGAAAUUCUUUAAGAAGCUUAAAAUUGCAUUAGUCGUUAGCAUUUUGCACGCAAUAGUGAAGGUCCAUUUUCAGAACUAGGUCAGAUUGGUGGAAUGAUAAACCUGGAGACUCAGAGAGAGUGUGGUAAUUAUGACAACUGACACAUUUAUUUCAUUCUCAUGUCAGACACUUUUGGUUUGAUUUUUGUUUUUGUAUCGUUACAUGACCGCCAAAUGACAGUUUGAAAACCACUGCUUGACAAGUCACACAUUUAGUCCGUUCACCGUGAGAUCUCACUAGGGACCCAUUUUUGCUUCUGUUCUUUUCUUCUUGUUUUUGUUUUGAGUGGAUGGCUCUCUGCGGAACAACGGCAACUAAUGCCGCAAAAAUGAUGGCCGCGUACAACGGUGGCGCCUCAGCAGUGGCGGCACACCACCCGCACCAUCACCACCAACUACCGCACCUUCCACCCCCUCACCUCCACCACCACCACCACCCUGGACAACAUCAUCUGCAGCAUCCUGGCUCGGCCGCUGCCGUCCAUCCCGUUCAACAGCACGCCUCUACGGCUGCGGCAGCCGCGGCCGCUGCUGCGGCGGCGGUGAUGCUGAACCCGAGCCAGCAGCAACCCUACUUUCCCUCCCCAGCUCCUGGACAAGCACCAGGCCCGGCGGCGGCUGCUGCACCAGCCCAGGUUCAAGCUGCUGCGGCCGCGGCUGUCAAAGCGCACCACCACCACCAUCAGCAUUCGCAUCAUUUACAACAACAGCUGGACAUAGAACCCGACAGACCCAUCGGAUACGGAGCGUUCGGAGUGGUUUGGUCAGUGACAGAUCCAAGAGAUGGCAAACGGGUUGCCCUCAAAAAGAUGCCCAACGUCUUCCAGAAUCUCGUUUCCUGCAAGAGGGUCUUCCGCGAACUGAAGAUGCUCUGUUUCUUUAAGCAUGACAAUGUCCUGUCAGCUCUUGACAUUCUACAGCCUCCUCAUAUCGACUACUUCGAGGAAAUCUACGUGGUGACAGAGCUGAUGCAGAGCGACCUUCACAAGAUCAUCGUGUCCCCUCAGCCCCUCAGCUCCGACCACGUCAAAGUCUUUCUCUACCAGAUACUGAGAGGGCUCAAGUACCUGCACUCAGCUGGCAUCCUGCAUCGAGACAUUAAGCCUGGGAACCUUCUGGUCAACAGCAACUGUGUCCUUAAGAUCUGCGACUUUGGCCUGGCACGGGUGGAGGAGCUGGACGAGUCCCGUCACAUGACCCAGGAGGUGGUGACACAGUACUACCGCGCCCCGGAGAUCCUCAUGGGCAGUCGCCACUACUCCAAUGCCAUUGACAUCUGGUCCGUCGGCUGCAUCUUUGCCGAGCUGCUUGGCCGACGAAUCCUCUUCCAGGCACAGAGCCCCAUCCAGCAGCUCGACUUGAUCACAGACCUGCUGGGUACCCCGUCUCUGGAGGCCAUGAGGACUGCGUGUGAGGGGGCCAGAGCUCACAUCCUGCGGGGACCCCACAAACAGCCCUCUCUUCCAGUCCUCUACACAUUGUCCAGCCAGGCCACUCAUGAAGCCGUUCAUCUGCUCUGCAGGAUGCUCGUCUUUGACCCCUCAAAGCGCAUCUCUGCGAAGGAUGCGCUGGCUCACCCCUACCUGGACGAGGGCCGCCUGCGCUACCACACCUGCAUGUGCAAGUGCUGUUACACCACCUCCACGGGCCGGGUCUACACCAGCGACUUCGAGCCUGUCACCAAUCCCAAGUUCGACGACGGAUUUGAGAAGAAUCUCACAUCGGUCAGACAGGUGAAAGAGAUCAUCCACCAGUUCAUUCUGGAGCAGCAGAAGGGGAACCGCGUGCCACUCUGCAUAAACCCCCAGUCUGCCGCGUUCAAAAGCUUCAUCAGCUCCACGGUGGCUCAGCCGUCUGAGAUGCCCCCUUCUCCUCUGGUGUGGGAGUAAAGCCCACUGACCGCUGGAAAGGUCCAGCGCCCCCAGGUGGCCACAGCCCUGCCUAAGUGUCCUCCAUGAAGCUCAUUCACAUCCCAACCACGAACCCCCCCACUCAGAACUACUGAAGAGGACCAGGCACCCACCACAACCCCCCACCCACCCCAGAAAACUACGUAGCAUUUCACUGGAGUCUAGGACUAGCAAAGAAAGAUGUUUUCUUAUCACAUUGUGUACUGUAAUACUAACUGAAGAUGGAUUUUUUUUCUUCUUUUUUUUUGUUUUUCUUUUUUGUUGAUGUACCAACCACUGCUGAUUAGAGUUUGUUUUCGUUAGAUAAAACGGGGGAUUGAUGGGGUUGGAGGGAUUGGACUUGUGGGUGAAAGGCGAACGAACAUUAAGUUUGUGAAUGCACUCACACAAACAUACACAUGCAUUUAAGUCUGUGUGUCUGUGUGUGUGUUUCUGGAGGCCCUAGGCCCACUGUGGACAGGAAUGUGAAGUGUUCGCUGGGCCCGGGGCUCCGCUUUUCUGCUUCCUGUGAAAGGCAAACACAUGGCUCAGAAGAUCUGAGAGGAGAAAAAAAGAAAUGCAAGAGAAAGACGGAAGAGGUGGUGGAGGAGAGUUCCUGCGUGCAGUGGAGAUCAUCCUUUAUUCGCUUUGUCUUCAAGAGGCUGGAGUCUGGUCUGUUCAGCCACACGCAGAAGAAACCCACACCGUCCUCCUCUUUCUCUCUCUCUCUCUCUCUGCCCCCUGUCUUGACUGAAAGGAUGACCUGAAUGUGCUGUAUUUUAUUUAUACUCUCAUACUGUUAAGCAUUAUGAUAAGAAGUUAACGUAUGUUAGAUUUUAAUUUCUUGGUGUUUGCCUCUCACUUUCUAUCUCUUUCAGUCUCUUUCUUACCAUUCCUACUUUUGUAGUAACAGGCAGUAUAUCCUGAUUUAUUUUUUUUGUUUGUUGGUUUGUUUAGCUCCAGUCAGCGUAGCGCUGUUAGCCCUGAUUGACUCUGAGGUCUGCGGAGUCUGUGUUUCCUUAACAGCACAGACUGCAGAGUGAUGAGGCUGUGGCCUUGCCGAGAGCUUGGAAAGCAGGCAGUUGAGGGCGAUGUGAAAACACGUAAGGCUCUCGAGCAAUCCUGCGUGGAUCAAGUCUUUUGGACAAAACUGAGAGCAAGACAGAAGAGUUUUCACAGACUGGGGGGGCAGUAUCUUUCUUUUCAUGUUUUUGUUCGGGCUCUUCCUUUAUUUGAAGUGUUGUCCGAGACCUGGUCAUAGUAGGCUUAGUCAUGCCAGGUCCUCGCUUUAAGGACAGAGGAGACGACCUUGUGCUUGUUGAACAGUCUCUGUUCAGAAACAGAUAAGUGAGUGGACAAGACGAGGAUGCUGCUCAGCCUCUUUCUCUAUGGAGUUGGCAGCCAAUGAGGAGUGGUCAUGCGGUGCGUCUGUAUGCUGUAAUGAGGACAGGGUGACCACGGACAAACAGGCACAUAGUUAGAGAGGAGGGGAGAAAGACAGAAAGUUGAAGUGUCUAUUUCAACAGCAGGGGCAAAUCGGCAGACAUUACAAAAUGAUUGAUGUGACCCUGAGGCUCAAAGGUGAUCUUAGACCAUUCCUUGAAGAUAUUUAAUUUAUUCCAUGUAAAACAUGGCUGAAGGUCCCCAAAGGAAGGUGUGUGUGUGCGUGCGUGAGAGCCUGUGGGUGAGAGCCUGUGGGUUGUGCUUGUGUGUGUAUGUUUGUGUGCAUGUGUGUAUGCUAGAGUAUGUGUGAUAAAAAAAGAAUGAUAUUGAUAGCAUAUGUAUCCUUGCAUAAGUACCAUGCUAAAGACUUGUAUUAACAUUUGUUCAUUAAUUUGUUCAUGCGUUUUUUCAUCUGCUGAAAUGGACCACCAUGGAGUGAGAGCAGGAGGGCUGUGAGGUGGGUUGUAAAAGCUGCCCCCUACCUUUCAGUCGGCAUGUUGGGUCUCAGACAGCCCCAGGACAGGCCAGGCCGUGACGCCCAGUCAGGAGAAAGACGAGCUCCAAAGUAGGCUCUUACUCCCCAGGAUUAAACCAGAGGAAUAUUCUCACCGCCAUUACAUAUACACUGUAUAGUCACACUCAUACCUAUCCAUACACACCCAGGAGCAGAAAAAAGAGAAACUAUUUAAUAUAUUUUUAGAUGAUUUUUUAAUUAUUAUUUCUUUCUUAAUGUUUCAAUGGCAUGCUCUCAUGACCCACUGAAUAUGUUAUGUAUAUACAUGAGUAGCUACUAGGAUGAAACAUCAGAAAAAUUCUACAGUGGAUAAAAAAAAAACCUUGCAGUUCUUAAAAAACUGAGGAAGACUCCAACAUUACUGCUGUAUAGAAGGUGAGGCCUGCACAUUUUUAGGGCUGUGAUUUUUUUUUUUUUUUUUUGUUUCUGAGACUCCCAUAUAAUUAUAUAUGUAUAUAAUUUUGUUUUUGUUUAUCUUUUCUUAACUCCAGUUGCAGUAAGAAAGUGUGAAGAGAUAAUCCAAAUUAUAAGCAGAAACACAUAGCCAAUUAUGUUAAUUGUGUAUUGUGUGUACUUAAGAGAUGUGGAUAUGAGUAUCGAAGUAGAAGCCCUCUUUUAUUAUUAUUAUUAUUAUUAUUAUUAUUAUUAUUAUUAUUAUUAUUAUUAUGAUUUUAUCCUUUAGACAACAAAACACUGAACUAAUUGUGUAUAUGUAUAUAAUGGAUUCACAAUGUUGGUCUCUACCUCUUGAGCUCAAUGACUUGGUUGUUUACCUCCACAUUUUUGAUUUUACCGUGGAGAUUUAAAACUUGAAUGUCCCUUCCAGUUUUUAUAUUCCUACAAAAAAACUCCCACUCUGGAAUGAAAGUCAUCAUCAAAAUUCAAAUUACAUGAGAAGGAGGCCCCUUGUAUUCCUAUUUGGAAAAUGACACCUUAUUCUUGGCCAAGUAUUCUCUGACUGUUAGUUCACUGAAAUCCUAUUUGACGUGUCAACCUUCAGUAAUUGAGGUUAUAGUUUUUGUUCAAAUGAAGUACAAAUACAUGGUAAUGCUUGUAUUUUCAGGGGGAUAUGUAAAAAAUGAUAACAUGCAAAUGAAACCGAUAAAAGGAUACAAUGGUAGUGUGAUGUGUGAAAGACUGAUGACCUCUGCAACUUCUAUCAAAAGGUAUAGGUACUACUUCUGUCAGGCUUUUUUAUAAGACAUUUGAAGUUUAUAUUCAGAGGUAAUGGUAUUUCAAUACAUUUUACGAUAUAUACUAAAGAGAGCUGUUAGUUGCCUGAAAGCUUAUGUUGGUCACACUGAGGGAUUGGAAGACGCAUCAGAUGAAUUUCAAUCUUUCCUUGGGGAAAAAUAAAACAAUGUUUGGUCUCUCAACAAAAAUGUAGAUUUGAAGUACCGUGGUCAAGCUCAUUAAAUGUUGACAUUGAAAAAAAUGACAA